This is a messenger RNA of Momordica charantia (bitter melon), 4854 nucleotides long. Its product is annotated as eukaryotic translation initiation factor 4G. NCBI's taxonomy places the organism in Eukaryota, Viridiplantae, Streptophyta, Magnoliopsida, Cucurbitales, Cucurbitaceae. Gene Ontology annotation, cellular component: eukaryotic translation initiation factor 4F complex. Gene Ontology annotation, molecular function: protein binding; mRNA binding; translation initiation factor activity. The record is from RefSeq and is a predicted model, not a curated record.
UUUCUCACUCUACCUGUCCUCUCUCUCUCUCUCAUGAUCCUCCAUAGUUGGCCCAACCAGACUUGCGAUUCUCGCCAUCCCCACAUUCUCCAUUUUUCUCGGGAAAAUUCCAGCUAUCACAUUCACUGCCACUCCGGAGAUUCUUCGCCGUCUCUCUUACCAGCGUAGAUCAUUCAUUCACCAUUUAUGAAAGAACAACUGAAGGUAAUUUCCGCACAGAAUUCUUGACAUACAUUGGCAGGUAAGGGAUUGGUAUAUAUGUCUUUCGAUCAAUCAAGGCUUGAUAACAAUGAGGAUCCUCAGUUUAAGAAAUCCGCGCGAUCAUCGAGCUUAAAUCAGCAGAGAAUCUCUCAUGGAUUUCAUUCUAAGCCGAGCGCUGCCGGAAGGUGUCCUACGCCGAUCGUCUCCAACCACAGUGUUAAGAAGUCCAACGAGACACAACACGCACGGGAAUCUAGGGCUGUUUUUUCGUCUGUAAAUUCUGCCAUUUCUACUACGCCUCAGGGAGGUCAAAAUGGUUCUCAUGUGCAGCCGCAGCUGAAUGGUUCAGCAUCCAAUCCAAUAAAAUUGUCAGAAUCCCAAAGCGGGAUUUUAAAAAAGAAUGCAACUUCUCAAACUACCUCAAAAACUUCUGAUGCAUUGUCAGAAUCCAAUGGCGGAAUUGCUCAAAAUAAUGCAACUUCUAAACCUACCUCAAAAACUUCUCAUACCAAGGCACCCUCGACGCCCUUUAAAGUUCUAGACUUGGGAGAACAACAUAUAGCAUUUCCACUUCAGUUUGGAUCCAUAAGUCCCGGUUUCCAGAUUCCUAGAACCUGCUCAGCUCCUCCAAAUAUGAUUGAACAGAAAUUUAAUCAGACACAAAGCCAUUUGUUCAAAUCUGUUCCUUCGGGGUCUGUACUGCCAGUACCCAAGCAACCAUUACAGAAAAAUGAUUCCAGCGUCCGUGGUCAACCUAAUAGUGGAAAAUCCAAUCCAGAUCCUGAAACCAAAAGGGAGAUGCAAGUCUCCUCAGGAUCCCCCUUAAACCAGAUUCAGAAGCCUUCCCAUGUAUCAUUCAUUAGUCACAGAGCUUCUAUUUCACUCCCUGAUAGUAAUAGUAUGAGCAGCCUGGUGCAUCAAAUUGCUAAUUCACCUAAUGUAAAAGAAGUCCAAGUUCAUGGAGUGAUCUCUGCUUCCUCAGCAACAAAGCAUGUAGCAAUCCAACUGCCGCAUCAGGUCGGCUUUCAUGUGAGUCAUGACCUUGCUUCUCAAGAUCAUACUAGUCGUCCAUACAGUGAGGUUUCUGAAACUGUUCAAGCUUCAAAAUCAAAUGCUGCCAAGAGGGGAGGCACGCCCACUUCAAAUAAAGUUUCUGGUGCAGAGUGUAGUGUUGAUAUUUCAGAUCCCAUUUGUUGUUCUAAGCUGGAGUCCCCUUUGCAAAUUGAGCAAUCAAUGCAUGAGCUCGUUGGAACAAAAAAUGUAUGGAGGAGAAAAUUGCCUGGUUCUGUAGAUGACAUAGAACAAAGUAAACCUCCAUCUUUCAUGAAGUCAACAGCAAUUAAUAAUGGCUACUCAAACUCAGAAACGCUGGGGAAAUUGGAUGAAACUGUGAAUUUUCAUGCAGAAGUUGACAGUACCCAAGACAAUAACGUUCUUUCUAACUCUACAACUCAUGGGUAUAAGAUUUCACUUAUUCUUGCACCUUCUUGUGGAAGCAAUAAUAACUACAAUACUGAAGUGGGCAGAGCUGAUCUGCUGUCGGCUCCUGUGCCGACGUCUGAGCUCUCAGAUAUGAAGCAUGAAGGAAAUAGAAUAGAGCAUGCAGGUUUGCAGUGUGAUCCUAAGCAUAAACCUGUUGUGGACACAAACAAGAUGAGGAAUACGUCUUCAAGAGGAAAGAAGAAGAGAAAGGAAAUUCUUCAGAAGGCAGAUGCUGCUGGGACUACUUCUGACCUUUAUAUGGCAUACAAAGAACCUGAACAAAAGAAAGAGACUGUCAUGUCUGCUGAAAGCUCCAAUGGAGGCUUAAAUAUGAAGCACGAGUCUGCUGCUUCCAUUAAGGAAGAGGCUGUCUUGACCAAGCAGAGUAAAUUUGAGCCAGAUGAUUGGGAAGAUGCAGUUGAUAUUUCUUCUGGGAAUUACGAGGGUUUUGAGGACAAGGCCAAAGGAAAAGUAGCACUGCAUCACGAGGAUGGGAGUGGAGAUAUGGCCAAAAAGUACUCCAGAGAUUUCCUCCUGAAUUUUGCAGAGCAGUUCAUGGACCUUCCCGAUGGGUUUGAAAUUACUCCCAGUAUGAAGACUUUAAUGAGUAUUAACGGUUGCUCUCGUUCUGUUAAUAGUAAUUCAUAUGCUAAUCUUGGAAAAAUGGAUAGGCCAAGUGGAGGGUCUCGACUAGACCAUCGUGCUAUUGGUGUUGAUGCUUCAGGGCGGAAUUCAAACCUGGAAAGUGCUUAUUUAGCUGAUUCUGGCUCUCGACCUACCCAGGGUGCUAUCGGUGGUGCUUUAAAGAACACAAGGGCACACAUAGGUUCCCAGGGAAAGAUUCAAAGAAAUGGCUCCAGUACUGAUAGGUGGCAAAGAGAUACCAACUUUCAGAUGAAAGGUUUAAUUUCUCCUCCAACUCCAUUACAGAUGAUGCACAGAGCCGAGAAGAAAUAUGAAGUGGGUAAAGUGGCUGACGAGGAAGAGACCAAACAAAGGCAGCUGAAGGCUAUACUAAACAAGCUAACUCCACAAAAUUUUGCAAAACUCUUUGAACAAGUGAAAGCAGUUAAUAUUGAUAGCGCUAAGACACUAACUGGUGUCAUCUCUCAGAUCUUUGACAAAGCUUUGACGGAACCCACUUUCUGUGAAAUGUAUGCCAAUUUUUGUCUCCAUCUGGCUGGUGAUUUACCAGAUUUUAGCGAUGAUAAUCAGAAGAUUAAUUUCAAGAGGUUGCUUUUAAACAAGUGCCAGGAGGAAUUUGAGAGAGAGCAGGAAGAAAAUGAUAACGUUAAUAAGGUCGGUGAGACGAAACAGUCUGAAGAGGAACAAGAAGCGAAGAGAACAAAGGCGCGCAGAAGAAUGCUAGGAAACAUCAGAUUAAUUGGGGAACUUUACAAAAAAAAGAUGAUAACAGAGAAAAUCAUGCAUGUAUGCAUCAAGAAAUUGUUGGGUCAAUAUCAAAAUCCCGAUGAGGAGGAUAUUGAAGCAUUGUGCAAACUGAUGAGCACCAUAGGAGAGAUGAUAGAUCACUCCAAAGCUAAGCAGCACAUGGAUGCAUAUUUUGAGAUGAUGACUGAAUUAUCAAAUAACAUGAAGUUGUCAUCAAGGGUUAGAUUCAUGUUGAAGGAUGCAAUUGAUCUGAGAAAGAACAAAUGGCAACAAAGGAGAAAAAUCGAAGGUCCCAAAAAAAUUGAUGAAGUGCACAGGGACGCUGUGCAAGAACGUCAAGCACAAACUAGUAGAUUAGGCCGUGGUCCUGGAACCAAUGCAUCAUUGAGAAGAGGAACAUCCAUGGAUUUUGGUUUUAGAGCGUCUGCACUAUUGCCUUCUCCCAAUGCCCAGAUUGGUGGUUCAAGCAGUCAAGACACUCGUUUUGAAGGUAAACAACAAUCUUCCGAAGCCAGGGCAUUUCCAACUCCAUUGCACCAAAGACCUAUUAGUGAUGAUGCCAUCACUUUGGGUCCACAGGGUAGUUUAGCAAGAGGGAUGUCCAUUAGAGGGCCACGAUCUGUUUCAUCCUCUUCAUUACCAGAUGUGUCCUUGCCGGCUGCUGGUAACUCCCAAAGAAUUACAGCUCAUGGCUCAGUAUCAGAGCAUGCAACUUCCAAUUCCAGAGGGGGUAUCACUGUAAGAAAUAAUAUGUCAAAGGGAUUUGCAGGUUCAGUAUCUCCUGAUCAAGCGAGCACACAGGAGCCUGGUACUAUUAAUGGAUGUACACAAUCGGGAAACAUUGAUAGCAGUCUUGGUAGGUCUCAAUCAAUCUCGCCGACCAAACGUGAGCAACCAGCUUUGACACGUAAUGGUCAUUCUGAAGUUAUGUCCGAAGAACGUCUACGAGAAAAAUCCGUAGCAGCGAUUAGGGAAUACUACAGUGCUAGAGAUGAGAAAGAAGUUACUCUGUGCAUCAAGGAGUUGAAUUCGCCUGGAUUCUAUUCAUCCAUGAUUUCUCUUUGGAUCACAGACUCAUUUGAGAGGGAAACCAAAGAAAGGGAUCUUUUAGCAAAACUACUUGUUAGCCUCGCAAAAUCAAAGAAUGCUACAUUUACUCAACUCCAACUUGUCAAAGGGAUCGAGUAUGUUCUUGCCACUCUGGAGGAUGCUGUCAACGAUGCCCCGAAAGCUCCAGAAUUUAUGGGGCGACUACUGGCGAACUUGAUCUGGGAAGACUUGAUUCCAUUGAAAGAAAUCGGGAAGCUCAUAUAUGAAGGUGGGGAGGAGCCUGGAAGUCUUGUACAAGUUGGGGUUGCAGCUGAUGUUCUUGGCAACGUGUUGGAGGCAGUUCAAUUGGAGAAAGGUCAGAUUUUUGUGAACCAAAUUCUUAAAAGUUCUAAUCUACAACUGGAAACGUUUCUCCCUUCAUACCCAAUCAAACUCAAAUCAACAAAACUAGAGAAAUUUAUUUAGGUGGCACAGGGACUUGAAAUCAGAGCAGAAGAAAUUCAUUAAUUUGUAAUUUUAGGUUAGUUUUUUCUUUGAAAAGUUGUGGUUCUGGGUUAGUUACUGGGAUGUACUUUGUAAGUUGAUGGAAUUUUGCCACCCAUCUUCAUUUUUCACAUAAUUUCUACAAUAAAGGCCACAGCUGCAGUGACAAGAAAAUUUCCAAUUCUAAUGAUAGUCAUUAGUUCCAGCUUUAGUUCAUUUGAUCUUCGAACUUGAGCGAUUCAAGAA